UGGCUUUGGUCGCGGACAGGUCGGCUUAUUUCGACGGUAGAGUCGAACGGUGGUGCAUAGCCCGACAACUGAUUCUCUCGGAGUGCUGGUGGAGAGGGAGAAAGAGAUAGUCAAAUAUUAAAGGAACAAACCUGGAGGAUGCUUCGAGUUUAUUCCAGUAGGUUAUGAAUUCGGAUACAAAGGACAACCUUAUAAACCAAACGCAUCUGCAGAAAAACCAGAUCAUCAUACGAAUCGGAUUAUGGCAGAUUUGAAGAAUCUCAGUUUGAGUGGGGGAGGUGGAUCGAGGUACAAUGGCGACGAGCAGGUACAAUUUAUUCCCGGUGGAAGUCAUCAAGUGACAAUCAGAUCUCCACCGCCAUCUUUACAUUUGGAGAACCUCAAUAAUGCGGUCCUGGGAGGCUCGCAGAACAAUCUUCAGUGUAGUUGCAAUGGUGUCACAUCAAACGGUUCCGCGGGCACAGCUUGCACGGGAGGUGUGUUAGCAAGGAAAGUUCAAAAUCACAGUGGCGCCAGUCCUGGGCAAGGAAACAAAAGGCCGGCUGUUUCACUGACGCAUCUACCAAAAAGGCCACCAGUCGACAUCGAGUUUAAGAAUCUCGCCUACAGCGUUUCCGAGGGCAGAAAACGAGGUUACAAGACAAUUUUAAAAUGUGUGAACGGAAAAUUCAGAUCCGGCGAAUUGACAGCCAUAAUGGGUCCAUCGGGUGCCGGAAAAAGUACUUUGAUGAACGUUCUGGCUGGUUACAAAACGUCUCAUCUGAGUGGAUCAGUAUUGAUAAAUGGAAAGGAUAGAAAUCUUCGAAGAUUUCGAAAGAUGUCUUGUUAUAUUAUGCAGGACGAUCGGUUGCUUCCACAUUUGACUGUUCACGAGGCCAUGACUGUAUCUGCUAAUUUAAAAUUAGGGAAGGACAUAAGUGCGACAGCAAAAAAAGUUGUGAUCGAAGAAAUCAUUGAAACUCUUGGACUGAACGAUGCCAAUAAUACUCAAACUCACAAUCUCAGUGGUGGACAAAGAAAGAGACUGUCGAUUGCUUUGGAGCUCGUCAAUAACCCUCCGGUUAUGUUCUUUGACGAACCCACUUCUGGUUUAGACAGCUCCUCCUGUUUCCAGUGUUUAAGUCUGCUGAAAUCCUUGAGUCGAGGAGGAAGAACGAUCAUAUGUACGAUACAUCAACCAAGUGCAAGACUUUUUGAGAUGUUCGAUCAUUUGUAUUUAUUAGCCGAGGGACAAUGUAUAUAUCAAGGCAAUGUAGGUGGUCUAGUACCAUUUUUAUCUUCGAUGGGCCUAGAUUGUCCAAGUUAUCACAAUCCAGCAGAUUACGUUAUGGAAGUAGCAUGCGGAGAACACGGUGAAUGCGUUCACAAAUUGGUAAUGGCCGUUAAUAACGGCAAAUGCAAUAAUUAUCAACAUCAUCAAGCCGCGAUAGCGGCAAGUCAAACGGUUUCAAAUGAUAUUGCUAAGCAAUCACCUACUCAAGAACAAACCAAACCAGAAGCUCCAACCUUGAUACCAAAUGGUGUUGCUAAACCAGCCGCUGAUGGUACUGUCAUCAAUAUGCCAAUUUCUUGCACGACUUCUUUGCUGGACAGUGCCGAAAGCAUAGAACAAAAAGUUGGAUUCCCGACCAAUGGAUGGGUGCAAUUUUGGAUUCUACUUAAGAGAACAUUCCUUUCGCAGUUAAGAGACAUGACAUUAACGAAAACAAGGCUGAUAUCUCACAUAAUCGUUGGUUUUCUCAUCGGUGCUAUAUACUACGAUAUCGGUAACGAGGCCUCGAAAGUUAUGAGUAAUGCCGGAUGCGUCUUCUUCACUGUAAUGUUUCUUAUGUUCACUGCUAUGAUGCCUACCAUACUCACGUUUCCCACAGAGAUGGCAGUGUUCGUGAGAGAACAUUUAAAUUAUUGGUAUUCAUUGAAAGCUUUCUACUUUGCUAGAACUUUAGCCGACUUACCGUUUCAGAUAAUUUAUUCCAUAGCUUAUGUGAUGAUCGUCUACUUUAUGACUUCGCAACCAUUGGAGACUGAAAGGUUUCUCAUGUAUCUAAAUAUAUGCGUAUUAACGUCGUUGGUAUCACAAUCCAUCGGUUUGUUAAUAGGUGCUGCUAUGAGCGUCGAGAGUGGGGUUUUCAUUGGACCUGUGUCAUCGGUCCCAAUCGUCCUAUUCUCAGGGUUCUUUGUUAACUUUAAUGCGAUACCUUCGUAUCUAACGUUCCUUUCAUACGUGAGUUACAUCAGAUACGGUUUCGAAGGUGCUAUGAUCUCUGUAUACGGUUACAAUCGUGCGAAGCUCAAGUGUUCCGAUGCAUACUGCCAUUUCAAGAGCCCGACGAAAUUUUUAGAAGAAAUGUCGAUGGAAAACACCGUUUAUUGGGUCGACGUAGUCGCCCUUGUUGGAUUUUUACUCGGUCUAAGGGUAGUCGCCUAUUUCGUCUUAAGGUUGAAAUUACGAUCGCUCCGUUGAAAAUAUUAAUUCGAUUACGUCGACGCGCUCCGAUGGCAGACAAUAAGAAAAAUAAUAAAUGAAAAUAAAAAGGAAACUAUAAAGGAAUGAAGAGAAAAGAAAAGGAAAAGAAAAAGAACGAAGAAAAUGAAAUCAAUUUGAAAGAGUAACGAAGUCAGGAAUAUUCGAAGAGGGUGCUGAAUUAUUCGUGGAUUCAACAAAACUCGCCUGACUUUUUUUCUGGAUGAAAGAAUAAUAAGAGAAGAAGAAGAAGAAGUAGAAGAAUGAUACUUCGUAACGUUUUUACUUCCUCGAAGAAACUUCAUUCGAGAAAUGGAUUACAGAUUUUCCAAUGCCAGACACUUUUAAAAGUAUAUAUAUAUAAGUGAUACGCACGAUUUUGUUGCGUUAACAUUUUUAUAAUAAGAAAAGAGAUCUCCCAAACAAAACAAAAGAGGUUUCUGGCGUUGGAAAAAAUAACAUGGAAGUAAAGUAGGUGAUAAAAAAUGAAAAAAAAAAACGAGUAGGUGGAUGAGGAGGAGGAAGAAAUUAAAAAGGGAAACCACUGUUCGCUUUGUUAUUAAAAUAUGAUACACACAUAUACACACACCCAUACUACAUACAUACAAAUACAACGUGUUUCCUUGUGCUUUUGAUAUUAUCCGAAUUUUAUAAUUUGACUUACUAGAGAUCGAUUGAAAUGAUGGUACCAUGACGUCACAGAUUCUCAUAUAAACACUUAUACACUCAUAUAAAAGAAAAAGAGACUGUGAAUCAAACAGGAUAAAACACUUGCAGAACAGAUAUACAGUUAUACAUAUAUAAAUAAUACAGAAAAGCAUAGGUACAUCAAAUAUAUAUGUAAAAAAGAAAAAGAAAGAAAGAAAGAAAAGAAAGAAAAAAAAAAACAAAAAUCGUAGCUCGACCGUUUGAGUCGAUAUUCUAGCAGAUAAAAAAAAGUUUUCAUAGGCCAGGACUAUUUAAGUACGAAGCCUAAAUAAGAUUUCAUCGAAUUAUAACGACAGUAUCAAAGAAAGAGGAGGAAAGAAAAAGAAAGACGAUUAUUACUACCAAUAAAAUAUAAUAAUAAUAAUAAUAAUAAUAAUAAUAAUAAUAAUAAUAAUAAUAAUAACGCGAAGAGAAGAACCAGAAUUGACGAAUCAUAAAAAAGCGCGUAGUAUAAUAAUAAAUAAAUAAAUAAAUAAAUAAAUAAAUAAAUAAAUAAAUAAAUAAACGUAGAUAUUUCUUAUAAGGGAUGAAUGUAGCGAAUGCGCAUUAGUUAGGCUAUUUUAACGAAUCCCGUAAUUAUAAUAAUUAUCUAAUGAAGACAAAAAUAAGAAAAGAAAAGGAUAGAAAUACGGACUUGUAUAAGUAUAUAUAUAUAUUACAUAUUCCAAGAGAACGGUCAGCGUUUGGUCGAAGAGUCAAACAAAAAGUGAGAAUGACAAUUGUUCAUAGCCAAUUACUACUAAACUCGCCAGGAGCCUUAGGCCCAUUCAAGACUCGUUUCCCUCCAACGAUCGCGCGCGUCUAUCGUAAUUAAAUAAAAAAAAAAAAAAAAAAAUUAAAAAAAUUAAAAAGCAGUGGAAAAAAAAAAU
Molecule: messenger RNA, 4041 nt
Organism: Polistes canadensis
Lineage: Eukaryota; Metazoa; Arthropoda; Insecta; Hymenoptera; Vespidae
Gene: Atet
Product: ATP-binding cassette sub-family G member 4
Exons: 13
Coding region: 242-2464 (740 amino acids)
Cellular component (GO): plasma membrane
Molecular function (GO): ATP binding; ATP hydrolysis activity; ABC-type transporter activity
Source: RefSeq, a predicted model, not a curated record